AUGGCGACACAACCCCAGCCCUCCCUCCUACAAUAUGCCCGUUUCCAUGGUAUCGCAGUGCCUGCCAAAGACCCUCUCUCGUACCUGGAAACAAACACCUUCUACUCCUGUCCCAUCGACAAAGCACGCGGCCAGGUAGAAUGGCACCUUGAAACAGAGAAACUCGAGAUCCGUCACUCCGAAGCUGCUCUCCUGUCGAGUAUCAUUCGAAGUAAACCCCUGCACGGCCAGAUGAACUGGAAUGCCCUUUUGCCAUCUGUCCAGCACGAUGACUCCCUCAAGCUGGAUCUGCUUCUCACGGCAGAGGCAGAGUCGGUGCUUUCGGACCCAGUAUCUCGUCUGGGCGAUCGAGAUGUGGGAGCGUUGCUUCCUUCUGCUAUCUCUCCGUCUUAUCCACGGGAGUACCAGGGAAUGAAGGAUACAAUUGAUCAAUGUACGGCGCAGAUGAUGUCUGAGAAGCUUGAUUGCAGCAAAGAUUCUCUCGUCUUGAUACCCAGCGGAAAACGGCUGUCCAAGGGAGAUAUAGACGCGUGUUUUCGGAACAUGAUGUUGCAGAAGCGGGUCAGUAUCUUUCUUCUCUCUCCAUUUGGCAGCUCACUCACUCAUCAGCGGAAUAGCACGACUCAGGCAAAUCAGACAGCGCGGCUCUAG
Messenger RNA from Penicillium riverlandense, 651 nucleotides. RefSeq lists its product as uncharacterized. NCBI's taxonomy places the organism in Eukaryota, Fungi, Ascomycota, Eurotiomycetes, Eurotiales, Aspergillaceae. Bases 1 to 651 code for a protein of 216 amino acids. The record is from RefSeq and is a predicted model, not a curated record. The transcript has a single exon.